This is a messenger RNA of Aspergillus wentii DTO 134E9, 927 nucleotides long. Its product is annotated as alpha/beta hydrolase. The transcript has a single exon. Gene Ontology annotation, molecular function: hydrolase activity. Bases 1 to 927 code for a protein of 308 amino acids. Lineage: Eukaryota; Fungi; Ascomycota; Eurotiomycetes; Eurotiales; Aspergillaceae. The record is from RefSeq and is a predicted model, not a curated record.
AUGUCCGCACCGACCAGUGUUACAUUUCCCUCCUUCGCCCUCACCAUCAGCGGCGACCUCUACGCCCCCACCGCUGGCUCUCCUGAUCGCAAAGGUGCCGCCGUCGUGGUCAGCCAUCCCAUGACGGGUGUGAAAGAACAAACCUCCACCGACUACGCUAAAGCUCUAGCCAAUGCCGGUUUCUACGCCCUCGCCUUUGACGCCGGCUACCAAGGUCAGAGCACUGGUGAACCCCGCGGGCUGGAAGACCCCCACCAGCGCGUGGAAGACAUCAAAGCGGCCGUCACAUACCUCACCACGCUGAAGGGGAAGGUUGACCCGGAGCGAAUUGGUGUUGUUGGGAUUUGUGCUUCGGGUGGUUAUACAUCGUAUGCGGCGCAAUCCGACUCUCGCAUCAAGGCGCUGGCUACCGUUAGUGCUGCCUGUGUCGGUCGCAUGACUCGCAACGGAGGCGUGCAUGAGCAUCUCAAGGAGAACCCAGAUGCAAUCGCCGGUGCUCUGAAGUUUGCCGGUCAAUGGAGGAAUACCCAGUCCAAUACGCCUCACGUAGACGUACCUGCCAUGUUCCCAACUGAUCCUUCGAAACUCCCUGCCGAUGCAGACCCAUUCUUCAAAGACGCCGGUGCGUACUACGGUACAAAGCGAGGACACCACGACCGCUCAGACCAAAAGGUUCCUGUCUCCAGCUACGACCUCAUGGUCAGCUAUGAUUCGUUCAACUUUCAGCAUCUCAUCUCGCCCCGGCCGCUGCUUAUGAUUGUGGGAAGUGAAGCACAGACGCUGCAUUACAGUCGUACGGCUGUUGAAGCCGCGAAGGAGCCCAAGGAGCUGUUUACAGUGCAGGGCAAGAACCAUUUCGAUCUUUACGAUGAUCUGACAGAAUCAGGACCUAAGCUGGUGGAGUAUUUUGGAAGAUAUCUUCAGUAG